Carlito syrichta (Philippine tarsier) is the source of this 1668-nucleotide messenger RNA. It is a transcript of the gene ZCWPW2, whose product is annotated as zinc finger CW-type and PWWP domain containing 2. The transcript has 9 exons. Gene Ontology annotation, molecular function: zinc ion binding. NCBI's taxonomy places the organism in Eukaryota, Metazoa, Chordata, Mammalia, Primates, Tarsiidae. Gene Ontology annotation, cellular component: nucleus. The record is from RefSeq and is a predicted model, not a curated record.
AUGGGUUACAGACAUGUAGACAUGUACACAUGCAGACCACCAAAUUCAAGAACCACACCACACACAAAUGACCCAGAAAUGGCAUCAAGAAACCCUGAUCACAAAGAUAUGAGUCUUUCAAGGGGAUUAAAUACAUUAAUUAAAAAAGGGAAAUUGGAUGGUAAGAUAGUUGAAUAGUGUAAUAAUACAAUGAAUUCCUCAAUGGAAAACAACAUGUACGUUAACAAAGUGUGGAUUCAAUGUGAGAAUGAAAGUUGUUUGAAAUGGAGAUUGUUGUCAAGUGACGAUGCAGCCAAAGUUGACCAUGAUGAACCAUGGUACUGCUUCAUGAACACUAAUUCAAGAUAUAAUAACUGCUCUAUUUCUGAAGAAGACUUUCCUGAAGAGUCUCAGCUUAAUCGAAGUGGAUUUAAGAUAGUCUAUUCACAGCUCGCUCUUGGAAGCCUGGUUUUGGUAAAAUUUCAGAAUUGUCCAAGUUGGCCAGGAAUACUUUGUCCUGAUACUUUUGAAGGGAAAUAUGUGAUCUAUGACUUGGAUGGAAAUGUUGAACAGUAUCACAUAGAAUUCCUGGGUGAUCCCCAUUCAAGAUUAUGGAUAAAUGCAGCAUUUGUUGGACAUUAUAGUAUCACAUUAAAGCCAGAAAAAUGUCAGAAUAAAAAGAAGUGGUAUAAAAGUGCACUCCAAGAAGCAUACCUACUCUAUGGAUUUUCUCAUGAGCAAAGACUGGAAAUCUGUUACCUAUCAAAACAGGGUAAAUCUAAAACAGAUGCCAAAGUUGCUGUGGUGGCCAAGAAAAGGAUGCAGUUUUCCAAAAAUAAUAUUGAAGAGGAAAAGCCUACAUUUGGGAAAAGGAGAAGGAAAGCAAUUUUAAAAUGCUCUUCUGAAGAUGUUUGUACAGAUGAUGUCUUAUCAAAGGAAAACACGGUUGUCGCUGAGACAGAAGUUUUACUAAAAGAGUUGGAGCAAAUGCUGCAGCAAGCACUAGAGCCCACAGCACCUGACGAGUCCGAAGAAGGAGGAGAGGAAAUAAAUACAGGAGAAAAGUUAUCUAAAUGCAGCCCUGAAGCUCCUACAGACAGUACAUUUGAAAACCACUGUGAAGAGGAUUACCUUGUAAUUGAUGGGAUAAAAUUAAAAGCUGGAGAAUGUAUUGAGAAUAUAACUAACAAGUUUAAAGAAAUAGAUGCUUUGAUGUCUGAGUUUUAGGGUUUUCUACAUAAUUUUGGGAAUUAAUUAUUAAAACAUUGGCAUCUUCCUAUUUACUCAAAGUUAAAAACUUAAAAAUGUUUAGUGAAAUAAGUAUUCAUUAUAGCAAAAUUGAUCUUUGUAAUAACUUUCUACUUGAUAUUUUGAGAAUGACCGUGAUUUUCACAGCCAAGAAAAUGACAUUUAAGUUUGUGUUAAAAUUUUAAAAUUAAAUAACUCUGAUGUUUAUUCUUGUCUAUUUUUUUGUUUGCCUAACUUUAAAAUGGUUUAUGAAAUUUACUUCACAAACACACACUUUACAAUGAUUUUUCAAACCCUUUAUUCAAAAGUGACUGACUGUUAAAAUUACUGCCCAAACUAUUAUAAUCCUUAGAGAUAUUUCAAACCUAAUAUACUUAGAGAAUAUACAUUUGUAGUGGAAUUAAACUAUUACAAAAUAAAAAGAAAUAACUUUAAAAAGUA